AUGAAUUCAAAGUUAGUAUCAGUUUUAUUGGCAUACUGCCUAUUCUACUAUUUGAGCGGGGCUGAAGGUUCGUUUAUAAAACCUAAUAAUGUGCCAAGGGUUGGUAGAAGUAACGAAGAAAUGAACCCGUUUGACCAAGGAUCUAUGGGUUACGUUAUCAAAACGAAUAAGAAUAUACCACGCAUGGGCAGAAGGAAUUUCGACUCGGAAAACCGCUAUGACAUACCUAAGUUUUAUCAGCUUCCUUCAGAAAAGUUUGAUGUUUAUGAAGGUAAGCAAUAA
Spodoptera littoralis (African cotton leafworm) is the source of this 282-nucleotide messenger RNA. Lineage: Eukaryota; Metazoa; Arthropoda; Insecta; Lepidoptera; Noctuidae. The record is from the annotation of a GenBank genome assembly.